CUUUUACAGCAACAACAAAUUUCCAAACUCAAAAACACCCAAUUAUAAAGUGUGUCAACACGCACAUAGACCAUCAACCAAACACCAACGGACACGUACGGAAACAUGCGACGCUCUGAAUCUGAAACUGCUUCUUCUUCUUCUAAGAAAUUGGGCAAUCAUGGUGACACAGACACUGAUGAUAGACCUGGCAGCGAAGAGGACAGUCAACAUGUAUUGCAGCAUAUGAAACGCCCACAGAGGUCCCCUAUUGUGUGUCUCACUUUUUUCCUGGCGAUCAUAUAUGGUUCUUGGACCGUUUAUCAUUACCAGUUUGAGAGCUUGCCUUUACCUCUUACUGCUGAGCAAGCCGGCAAAAGGGGUUUCUCUGAAGUUGAAGCCUUGAAGCAUGUCAAGGCCCUCACUGAAUUGGGUCCUCAUUCUGUUGGUUCUGAUGCUCUUCAUCUUGCUCUGCAGUAUGUUUUGACAGCAUCAGAGAAUAUUAAGAAGACAGCUCAUUGGGAGGUUGAUGUUCAAGUGGAGCUUUUUAAUGCGAAAUCAGGAGCAAAUCAUCUGUUCAGUGGCCUGUUUAUGGGGAGAACUCUUGUUUAUUCAGAUCUAAAUCACAUUGUAUUAAGAAUCUCGCCAAAAUACAUGUCUGAAGCAGGAAAAAGUGCUAUUUUAGUCUCUUCUCACAUUGAUACAGUUUUCUCAACGGAAGGGGCUGGAGAUUGCAGUUCAUGUGUAGCAACUAUGUUGGAGCUUGCUCGAGGGGUUUCUCAAUGGGCUCAUGGAUUUAAGCACUCUGUAAUAUUUUUGUUUAAUACUGGAGAGGAAGAGGGUCUUAAUGGUGCUCAUAGCUUUAUAACUCAGCAUCCCUGGAGUCAGACCAUCCGUAUGGCUAUUGAUUUGGAGUCCAUGGGUAUUGGAGGGAAAUCUGGCAUAUUCCAGGCUGGUCCUAAUCCAUGGGCUAUUGAGAACUUUGCAUCGGUUGCCAAAUACCCGUCUGGCCAGAUUAUAGCACAGGACCUAUUUGCUUCUGGGGCCAUAAAAUCUGCAACAGAUUUCCAAGUGUACAGAGAAGUUGCUGGCCUUUCAGGUCUUGAUUUUGCAUAUGCAGAUAAAAGUGCAGUCUAUCACACUAAGAAUGACAAACUUGAACUUCUGAAAUCAGGAUCACUUCAACAUCUUGGAGAAAAUAUGCUUGCUUUUCUGCUUCAGAUUGCUGCAUCUUCUCAUCUUCCUAAAGGAAAUGCAACAGAAGAAGAGGAAAGUGCAGACCAAAACAAUGCCAUAUAUUUUGACAUUAUGGGAACAUAUAUGGUUGUAUACCGUCAACGUUUUGCAAGCAUGCUUUAUAAUUCAGUAAUAAUGCAAUCACUUCUAAUUUGGACUACAUCAUUGUUUAUGGGUGGUUAUCCAGCUGCAGUUUCGUUGGUCUUGUCAUGUUUGAGUGUUAUCCUUAUGCUGAUUUUCGCACUGGGUUUUCCAAUUGUUGUUGCCUUCAUUCUUCCCCUGAUAUCUUCAUCCCCAGUGCCAUAUGUUGCAAGCCCAUUGUUGGUUCUUGGAUUAUUUGCUGCACCUGCUCUUCUUGGGGCAUUAAUUGGUCAAUAUUUGGGUUAUCUUCUUCUUCAAAGAUAUUUAUCAAAUGUAUAUUCCAAGAGAAAGGAGCUCUCACAUGUUAUUCAAGCUUAUUCAAUCAAAUUAGAGGCUGAAAGAUGGCUUUAUAAAGCUGGAUCUGUCCUAUGGCUCAUUCUUCUCAUUUUGGGAAACUAUUAUAGAAUUGGCUCAUCUUAUUUGGCUCUUGUAUGGCUGGUUCCACCAGUAUUUGCCUAUGGCAUGCUUGAAGCGACUCUGACCCCAGUCAGAUUGCCAAGGCCUCUCAAACUUGCAACUUUGCUGAUAGGCUUGGCUAUACCAAUAUUAGUAUCUGCUGGCAUUUUGAUUCGGGUGGCAGGCACAAUAGUUGCAACUUUGGUUCGAUUUGAUCGUAACCCAGGUGCAAAUCCUGAAUGGCUUGGAAAUGUGAUAAUUGCUACUUUCAUUGGUGUUAUGACAUGCCUGACUUUGGUGUAUCUUCUUUCGUACGUCCAUCUUUCAGGUGCAAAGAGACCAAUUUUCCUUUCAACAUGCUUGGUAUUUGGUCUCUCAAUCCUCCUUGUAACAUCGGGUGUAGUUCCACCAUUUACCAAAGAUACUGCUAGAGCUGUAAAUGUUGUGCAUGUUGUGGACACAACAGGAGAUCAAAAUCCUAGCUCAUAUGUAUCUCUGUUUUCUACAACUCCUGGAAAGUUGACAAAGGAAGUUGAUCAGAUUAAUGAAGGCUUUGUCUGCGGCAGAGAUAAAGUUGUUGAUUUUGUUACUUUUUCAGUCAAAUAUGGUUGUUGGACCUACAAAGACACUGAUGGUGGAUGGAGAGAAUCAGAAGUUCCCUUGCUGCAUGUUAGUGGUGAUACUAAAGGGGAUGAAAGAGUCACACAAGUUUUAAUUGAUACUAAAGGUUCAACACGCUGGACUCUUUCAAUCAACUUUGCGGAGAUCGAAGAUUUCACAUUCGAAGACGCAGAAAACUCGGAGGAAUUAGUUACAGUUGGCAACAAGGACAGUGUUGAAGGAUGGCACAUCAUUCAGUUUUCCGGGGGCAACAAUGCACCAACAAGGUUUGAUCUGACACUUUACUGGGCAAAAAAUUCUUCCCGCUCAGCUCACAAUCGCCAUUCCCUUCUAAAGCUGAGAACCGAUUUCAACAGAGUUACACCAAAAGUUGAAAGAAUUCUUAUGAAACUUCCUCAAUGGUGUUCGUUUUUCGGAAAGUCCACAUCUCCCCACUACUUGUCAUUUUUAGGCCACCUGCCUAUUAAUUUUUAGGUAGCAAAUUUUUUUUUUUUUUUUUUUUACCGAAAGGGAAGUAAGAUAAAUUCGAGUUUUUUAUUUAUAUAAUUAAAGAAGUGUUGUAUUUCUUGUCAAUAUAUAUGCAGAAAAUUGAAUAUGAUCUAUUAAUGGAGAUGGGUCUGUGAUGUCUUCUUGGACAGAGAUGAGUUUGAUCACAAUGUUUUUAAUAACUUUUGGAAAUUUAGUAGAUUCUUGUUUCUUGUUGUAAAGGAAUACAAUAAGAUUGAAGAUUAUUCUUAAUGAAAUAAGUAGGCAAAAUGUUUAAGCA
Messenger RNA from Ziziphus jujuba (common jujube), 3139 nucleotides. RefSeq lists its product as uncharacterized. Gene Ontology annotation, biological process: proteolysis. The record is from RefSeq and is a predicted model, not a curated record. Bases 106 to 2847 code for a protein of 913 amino acids. Gene Ontology annotation, molecular function: metalloexopeptidase activity. The transcript has 13 exons. NCBI's taxonomy places the organism in Eukaryota, Viridiplantae, Streptophyta, Magnoliopsida, Rosales, Rhamnaceae.